Rhinopithecus roxellana (golden snub-nosed monkey) is the source of this 2661-nucleotide messenger RNA. It is a transcript of the gene LRRD1, whose product is annotated as leucine rich repeats and death domain containing 1. The transcript has 5 exons. The coding region runs from base 75 to 2657 and encodes 860 amino acids. The record is from RefSeq and is a predicted model, not a curated record. Lineage: Eukaryota; Metazoa; Chordata; Mammalia; Primates; Cercopithecidae. Gene Ontology annotation, biological process: signal transduction. Gene Ontology annotation, molecular function: protein binding.
AUUCAAAGGAAAAAACAUGAAAAUUAAAAUCAAGUUACAAUUUUGUAUUGGCAUAAAACAUAUCAGCAAAUAAGAUGUCUGAAAAGGAGGGUAUGUCAGAGGAGCUAGAGGAUACUAUUAGUCAAUUUAGGAAAGAAUCUAGAUCACAGUCAGUGAAGGAGCCUGGCUUUAUUAAAGAAACAUCAAAUUUGAUAAACGAAGCUUCUGAUUACCUGGAAGGGAAAUCUUCUAACCAGAUUUAUGAAACACAUCCUAGACAGAUUACAUUAGAGUCAACAUCUUCCUCUGGAAGCAAGUCUAAGAGAAAUGAAGAACAAAAGAAAAAUCUUCAAUUUUCUGAAACAAGCACUACAACAGAAACUUCACGGAGUUUGUCAUCACUAACUGGGAGGAUUGCAGAAUAUCAGGCUUUGGUUAACUUCCUAUCUCAUGAAACAGUAGGAGAAGUUAGUCCACAAGUCUCUGAAGAAAAUCAGAAACAACUUGGCUUGGGGGCAGAUAACUUUACAGUUAACCUUGAGGCCAAGGGUUUACAGGAAUUUCCUAAGGACAUUUUAAAAAUCAAAUAUGUAAAACAUCUAUAUUUAGACAAGAAUCAAAUCAAAACUUUUCAAGGGGCAGACUCAGGUGAUCUGCUAGGACUUGAAAUUCUAUCCCUGCAAGAAAAUGGAUUAUCAUCACUUCCAUCUGAAAUUCAGUUACUUCAUAAUUUAAGGAUAUUAAACGUCAGUCACAACCACAUAUCACAUAUACCUAAAGAAAUAUCUCAGCUUGGGAAUAUCAGACAACUCUUUUUUUAUAACAAUUACAUUGAAAAUUUUCCUCCUUACUUAGAAUGUCUUGGAAACUUGGAAAUUUUAAGUUUGGGUAAAAAUAAGUUAAGGCAUAUACCAGAUACUCUGCCUAGUUUAAAAUACUUACGGGUUCUCAAUUUGGAAUAUAAUCAAUUAACAAUAUUUCCUAAAGCUCUGUGCUUCCUUCCAAAGUUAAUUUCACUAGACCUUACUGGAAACCUGAUCAGCAGUUUGCCAAAAGAAAUUAGGGAGCUUAAAAAUUUAGAAACACUUUUACUGGAUCAUAAUAAGCUUACCUUUCUGGCUGUAGAAAUUUUUCAGUUACUCAAAAUAAAAGAACUCCAACUGGCCGACAAUAAAUUGGAAGUUAUUUCACACAAAAUUGAGAAUUUCAGGGAACUUAGGAUUCUUAUACUUGAUAAAAAUUUAUUGAAAAAUAUACCAGAAAAAAUAUGUUGCUGUGCAAUGUUGGAAUGCCUUACUCUUAGUGAUAAUAAAUUAACAGAACUUCCUAAGAACAUCCAUAAGCUUAACAAUUUAAGAAAACUUCAUGUAAACAGAAAUAAUAUGGUAAAAAUAACUGACAGUAUCUCACAUCUUAAUAAUAUAUGCAGUCUAGAAUUUUCAGGAAACAUAAUCACAGGUGUUCCCAUUGAAAUAAAAAACUGCCAAAAAAUAAUUAAAAUUGAAUUGAAUUAUAACAAAAUAAUAUAUUUUCCGUUGGGACUGUGUGCUUUAGAUUCUCUUUAUUAUUUGAGUGUUAAUGGAAAUUAUAUUUCAGAAAUACCUGUGGAUAUAUCUUUCAGUAAACAACUGCUUCAUUUAGAAUUGAGUGAAAACAAACUCCUCAUAUUUUCUGAGCACUUUUGUUCUCUUAUUAAUCUUAAAUACCUGGAUCUUGGUAAAAACCAAAUAAAGAAAAUUCCAGCAUCUAUUUCUAAUAUGAUAUCACUCCAUGUACUUAUUUUAUGCUGUAAUAAAUUUGAAACUUUCCCUAGAGAAUUGUGUACUUUAGAAAAUUUGCGAGUACUUGAUCUUUCAGAAAACCAAUUACAGAAAAUCUCUUCAGACAUCUGUAAUUUAAAAGGAAUCCAGAAAUUAAACUUCUCAAGCAAUCAAUUUAUACAUUUUCCUAUUGAACUGUGCCAACUUCAAUCACUGGAACAGCUGAAUAUAAGUCAGAUAAAAGGGAGAAAGUUAACAAGACUUCCAGGAGAGCUAUCUAAUAUGACUCAACUUAAAGAACUUGAUAUCUCAAAUAAUGCAAUCAGAGAGAUUCCAAGAAAUAUAGGAGAAUUGAGAAAUUUGGUUAGUUUACAUGCAUACAAUAAUCAAAUAAGUUAUAUUCCACCAUCUUUGCUAUCUUUAAAUGAUCUCCAGCAACUAAACCUGAGUGGAAAUAAUCUGACAGCUCUACCUAGUGCUAUCUACAAUCUUUUUUCACUGAAGGAGAUAAAUUUUGAUGACAACCCUUUGCUGAGACCUCCAAUGGAAAUCUGUAAAGGAAAACAGUUGUACACUAUUGCACGCUAUCUACAGAGGGCAGAUGAAAGAGAUGAGAAAAUCUUAGAGAAGAUAUUCAAGAUAGUUGCCAACAACAUCACUGAAACCAAUUUUGAAUUUUUAUGUCAAAAACUAAACCUGGCAAACUCAGAAACUGAUAUGCCUACAAAGAGCACUGUUUCAUUAAGUGAGAGAGUCCACCAAGCACUUGUUAUAUGGAAAACACAGAGUAACAAAUUAUCACUAACUGCUGCUGCUUUAAGAGAUCAACUAAUUCGAGCACUAACUAUGAUAGGAGCAUAUGAAAUUAUCGACAAAAUAACAGCUUUAAAUCUUUUUACACGUGCAAUUAAAUUCUAACCAG